UGGAGCAGGCUGUGCAAGGGCAGAUUACAGGAACUCUCUGUAUACUCUGUCCGGUUUUUCCUGAACCUAAAACUGCUCUUAAAAAAAAUCUUGGAGCCGACUCUGUGGCGUAGUGGGUAAAGCUGCUGCCUGCGGUGCUGGCAUCCCAUGUGGGUACCGGUUCAAGUCCCAUAUGCUCCACUUCCGAUCCAGCUCCCUGCUAAUGUGUUUGGAAAAGCAGCGGAAGAUGGCCCAAAUGUUUGAGUUCCUACCACCCACAUGGGAGACCUGGAUGAAGUUCCUGGGUCCUGGCUUCAGUCUGGCCCAGGCCUGGGCCCUUGCAGCCACUGGGGGAGUGAACCAGAAGAUGGAAGAUAUCUCUCUCUGUGUGCCCCGGGGCAGAGGACGACGGAGGCCCCUUGACUACAGCCAAGCCAGCACCUGCCAAGGUUCCCGGCUGAGGCUGUCAGGGCACUGCCCCCGGGGAAGCUGCGACCCCACAAUGAUGACCUGGGGUGUCUUCGGGAUCCUGCUUGGAUUGCUGCUGUGGCCGGAGCCAGGGACAGCCUCUUUGCCCUUGAACAUGGAAUCUGUAAUCCAGGUCCUGACCGAGCUGGAGCAGGAGGCACCAGCCACUGAGGCCAGACACACAGCCCCCGCGUGGCUGUUGUCAGUGCAGGACGCCGGCCCCCGCAACCCGCUCCGUGGCUUCCUCCUGGAGGCCCCGGAGUUCAAGGCUGCGGCGCAGGAGCCCCGCCCACUGAGCCCCGAGCUCCUAAGCUUCGCGGAGGAAGUUACCAGACACGAUGUACGGGACGGGCAGGAAUACGGGGUGGUGCUGGCCCCUGAUGGCUCAACCGUGGCCGUGGAGCCUCUGCUGGUGGGGCUGGAGGCAGGGCUGCGGGGGCGCAGGGCUGUGAACUUGACCUUGGAUAGCUACGCUGCUGUGUCCUGGGGUGCUGGAGCCAGGUUCCCAGCAGACCAAGCCGAGUCCCCCAAUACUGUGGACAGCCUCCUGGUGGCCACCCUGGCUGGAGACCUGGGCCUGACCUUCCUCCAAGACCCCCAAAUCCCGAGCCAGCCAGGCCUGGGAACGGAGGGCUGCUGGGAUGAGCUCUCUUUCCCAAGGAACUUCACGCUCCUGGACCCCAAGCCAUCAGCACUCACCAUGGCCUUCCUCAAUGGUGCCCUGGACGGGAUCCUCCUCGGAGACUACCUGAGCCAGAACCCUGAGCCCCGGCUACCCCUCAGCCACCUGCUGGGCCAGUACUACGGAGCUGGAGUUGCAGGAGACCAGGGACUCCGCAGCAACUUCCGACGGCAGAAUGGGGCCACUCUGGCUUUGGCCCCUACCCUGGCCCGGCAGGUGUUGGGGGCCCUUGUCCUGCUACAGGCCCUGGAUCCAGCGCACCCCCAGCUGCAGAACAUGAGCCAAGAACAGCUGGCCCAAGUGGCUACCCACGCCACCAAGGAGUUCACUGAGGCCUUCCUGGGAUGCCCGGCCAUCCACCCGCGCUGCCGCUGGGGCGCAGCGCCCUACCGGGGCCAUCCGAAGCCACUGAAGCUGCCGCUGGGGUUCUUGUACGUGCAUCACACUUACGUGCCGGCGCCAGCCUGCACCGACUUUGCACACUGCGCCGCCGACAUGCGCUCCAUGCAACGUUUCCACCAGGAUACGCGUGGCUGGGACGACAUAGGCUACAGUUUCGUGGUGGGCUCGGACGGCUACUUAUACGAGGGCCGCGGCUGGCACUGGGUGGGCGCACACACGCUCGGCCACAACUCCCGCGGCUUCGGCGUGGCCUUCGUGGGCAACUACACGGCGGCGCUGCCCACCCAGGCCGCGCUGCGCGCCCUGCGAGACCAGCUCCCCGCCUGCGCACUGCGCGCCGGUCUCCUGCGGGCCGACUACGCGCUGCUCGGCCACCGCCAGCUCGUGCCCACCGACUGCCCGGGAGACGCACUCUUCGGCCUACUGCGCACCUGGCCACGCUUCGCCGCCACUGUAAAGAGGAGAACAGCCAGGAGGAGCUCUCGCAGACGGAACAGAGCCCACCCCUCAAGGAGCAUCCCCCCCACCGCAGACCUCCAAUAAAGAGACCCUGGAGAGAAAGCGCCUGUUCCUGGUUCCUCUGUGUUUGCACCUGUCAUCGUGUUGGAGUUUGCCCAGAGCAGA
This is a messenger RNA of Lepus europaeus (European hare), 2155 nucleotides long. RefSeq names its product peptidoglycan recognition protein 2 (gene PGLYRP2). Lineage: Eukaryota; Metazoa; Chordata; Mammalia; Lagomorpha; Leporidae. The transcript has 7 exons. Gene Ontology annotation, molecular function: zinc ion binding; N-acetylmuramoyl-L-alanine amidase activity; peptidoglycan binding. The record is from RefSeq and is a predicted model, not a curated record. Gene Ontology annotation, biological process: defense response to Gram-positive bacterium; peptidoglycan catabolic process; detection of bacterium. The coding region runs from base 173 to 2074 and encodes 633 amino acids.